Messenger RNA from Postia placenta MAD-698-R-SB12, 2058 nucleotides. RefSeq lists its product as hypothetical. Gene Ontology annotation, cellular component: endosome. The transcript is spliced from 12 exons. Gene Ontology annotation, biological process: protein targeting to vacuole; retrograde transport, endosome to Golgi. Gene Ontology annotation, molecular function: phosphatidylinositol-3-phosphate binding; protein binding. Lineage: Eukaryota; Fungi; Basidiomycota; Agaricomycetes; Polyporales; Adustoporiaceae. The coding region runs from base 1 to 1998 and encodes 665 amino acids. The record is from RefSeq and is a predicted model, not a curated record.
AUGUUCAAUGCACCUCGCCCGUCGCAGCCGUAUACGACAUCCCCUUCUAAUGGAUUUGGAGGCAGUUUUGUCCAUGAGAACCCUCUCAUCAGCUCCAUAUACGAUGACGGACUUGAUCCAUGGAGCAGUGCACCCAGUCCUGCCCCUCCUGCUAUCCCCUCAUUUCCUUCUACUUCUGUUGGCUUCAGUUCGGUGAUAGGCGAAGCUACUUUGCCAGCUAUUUACAAUCAGGCAUUCGCUGCGGUUGACACCGCCAACAGUGGCGAGACGUCCGUCAGUGCUCUGUCGAGGGUCCUUGGAACAUCUUCUCUUUCAGCUUCCACGAUUGAUAAGAUUGUCAGCUUGGUCAGUUCUCGCCCGCGAGUGUCAAGAUUGGAGUUCUUUGUGGCCCUUGCACUAGCUGCCCUCGCACAAUCCGGCAAAGACAUCAGUAUCGAAAGGGUUGCUGCAUUAGCGCAGGAGAAUGCCCUGCCCAUACCCAACCUUGACCUGGAUUCGCUGGCUCCUGCAACAUCUGGAUUUGGCCAGUAUACAUCUUCACCACGCGGCCUGCCGUCGCGGGCCUUCUCUACGGAUGAUCCUUGGAGCGUUCCGAAGUUCCCUUCCGCCACUGUAGCAUCUCCGCCCGCCGACGGUAAUGCUGGCAGUGUGCUCAAUGGUGCACCAUCCAGUAUAUCUGGAACAGGACUACCAAAAGAGUGGUGGAAGAAACUAGAGACGGUAUAUGUGAACGUACUUGGACAACAGGGCUUCCUUCUGAACAGGUACCUUGUGUACGAGGUCUCCACUGAUCGAGGACCGCCGGUACCAAGACGGUACUCAGAAUUUGUCUUCUUGUGGGAUUAUCUGGUCAAACGAUAUCCGUUCCGCCUAUUGACAGCAUUGCCACCGAAACGAAUAGGACCUGAUGAGGGUUUCUUGGAGCAGCGAAGAAAGGGACUGGCGCGGUUCCUCAAUUUCGUCAUCAAUCACCCUGUGAUCAAAGAUGAUGGGGUGCUCGCCGUGUUCUUGACUGAACCUUCACUUGAAGCCUGGCGAAAACACACCCCCAUCUCCUACGAGGAAGAGUCGGCCAGCAAGCGCGUGGAUAGAGUAGAAGAGAUGAGCAUCCCCAGCGAUCUGGAUGAGAAAUUGGCUGUUGUGCGACACAAGGUGGGAUUCCUUGUUGAGCACUGGCAGAGGAUCUGCAUGCUUGCCGAGCGCAUCGUCCGACGGCGCGAGGCCGAAGCGGUACGGAUCCCUCCUCUCGUCCGCCGCACAUAUCUCCCGGCUCACUUCGCGUUGCCUCCAUCGUUGUCCCCGAUCGUGUCUUCUACAUCUUCCGACGCGGACUCAAUGACGUCGUCGAUCCUGUCUGGAUUGCGUCCGCGGGCUUCGCAUGGUCAACUAUCGGAUGGUCAGGCGGAUCUGGCAAGGCUCACGAACACGAUGAAGAGUCUGGUAGAAGUGAAUGAGCGCUGUUGGAGGGGGGAUGGCUGCGAGCUGUGUGGUGGCGUCAAGCAAGGGCUCUCACACGUUGCCGUACACACGCAGAAGUAUUCCGACCUCCUGGAACAUCGCUCAAGGACGUUACUCUAUUCUACUUUGGAGUCAUUGAAGGCGCAACGGGACCUGUACAUCGCGUUGAGAGACCUCUUCAUCCGACAGGAUAGGCUGUCAGUAGAUCAAGUGGACCGCCUGAAAAAGCGUGAGGAGAGCAACAAGUUGAAGCUGGAAGCCAUCAAGCAAGCACAGAAAGAUGGCUGGAAGCAAGAGGCUGAUAAGUUGACGGUCCUCAUCGAAAAGGACCAGGCAUCGGUAGCAGCGCUACUUAAUAGGAGAGUCUUCAUCCGUUCAUGCAUGUGGCAUGAACUUCGUGUUGUGCUGCACAACCGCGAGAAUACGUUGCUCACGCAGACCAUUCAAGUACUCGCAAAAGAGGAGCGAGAUUUCGCGGAGACAUUGCUUUCUAAUUGGACUUCCCUUGCGGAUGCAGUGGAGGGCAUGCCUUUCGAAUAGACUGUGAUAGUGUUAUAUCUUGCACGCAAUAUACCCCUACGCUAGGAUUGGAACAGGGAA